CAUAUGCUUCUAAAUAUGUCUCCCAACUUGCUCUAUCGAAUAAAAUCACACAAUUUAUUUGGUAUCUAAAAAGCAUAACAUCUUAGUUCCUAUAAAUACUCUCAUUUACCAUUGUUUCAAAAUAACCUCAACAACCUUCAUAUAUAACUUUCUAUCUCUCUUACUUAAACUUCCAAACCUUUUACAACCAUCAGAUCGAAUUCAGUUUUGAUAUUCGAUCUGAUGGUUUGUACGUUCUAAAUAAGUCUAAAGGUAAUAAUCUAAACAGAUAUUAUCUCAAACUUAGACUUUCUCUUUGUGAGUAUAUAUAUUUCAGAAGAACAAGAACUUGAGAUUUCAUCGGUAUCAUCAUCGUCGUCGAGAUGGAUAAAGUGAUGAGGUUGGCAUCCGAAAAAGGUGUGGUGAUUUUCACAAAAAGCUCUUGUUGUCUAUGCUAUGCAGUUAACAUUUUGUUUCAAGAGCUUGGGAUAAGGCCUAUGGUUCAUGAAAUAGAUCAAGAUCCUGAAGGAAGGGAAAUGGAGAAAGCUUUGAUGAGGUUAGGUUGCACUGCACCUGUUCCUGCUGUGUUCAUUGGAGGGAAACUGAGAGGUUCCACUAAUGAAAUCAUGUCACUUCACCUAAGUGGGUCACUCACUCAGAUGUUGAAACCAUAUCAAUCUUGUUCUUGAAUCUUGAUACUUUGUUGCUGGAAAAUAAACUGGCUUGUUAGUAGUGAUCUUAGUAUUGAUAGUCUACUGUAGUGGUUUAUGUAUGAAAGAGUGCUUUCUAGCAUUUUAUUAACUAUAAUGUAAUCACAUAAAUAUUUUUAAUCAAGUUUGAUUUGUGUAUUUUUGUACCA
This is a messenger RNA of Vicia villosa (hairy vetch), 838 nucleotides long. Its product is annotated as monothiol glutaredoxin-S11-like. Lineage: Eukaryota; Viridiplantae; Streptophyta; Magnoliopsida; Fabales; Fabaceae. Gene Ontology annotation, cellular component: cytoplasm; nucleus. Bases 363 to 668 code for a protein of 101 amino acids. The transcript has a single exon. The record is from RefSeq and is a predicted model, not a curated record.